CACAAUUUUUACGUGGAAAACCUCCUCGAUGUGAGAAGGAAAAACCACGGGACCGUAGUCCACUCAAAAAUCCACUAUAUAAAUGGUAUGAGUACAACCACGUCCUCCCUGUUCAACAGCCUGAACAGAACAGAGAGUCUAGCUACAAAGAGCUAUCUCCAACACAAACAACAACAACAAGAGAGCAACACAAAGCUUCAAAACCGGCAGCAACCAAACGAUCUCAUCUCACAAAGAUUCCGGCAUCCAGAAACUAAUCCAACCGUACAAAUCCAAGAUAAACAAGUCGAAACUACCUCUGCCAAAUUUCAGCUCAAUAAGAGAAGAUCUCACCGUUGGAUUUACCAAACACCCAAGACUGCUCUGCUGAAGAACUAUGGCGACCAGCUUCAAGAAAACACAGACAACAGAAGAUCCAACCGUUUAAAUCCAAAUCCCUUCGGUGAACCUCUAACUCACUGACUGAAGAAGCUUCCCACAAAAUAUCAGCCCGAUCAGGAUCCGUUUGACCCUCCAAAUCCAGUCUUGAAAUCACCUUACGAGUUUUCUCCUUCUCUCUCUUUUUCUCCUUUCUCUCUCUUUUGUUUCUUUUUGUCAAAACUCCAUUAUUAUGUCAAGUGCCAAAGGGGAACAUUAAUUAUUUCUUAAGUUCACCCCAAUUGGUCCUCUCCAUCUAGGAGGGACCCAACAAAAUCAUCUCUACGGCAUCGUCAUAUAAAUGUAGAUCCUCAUUGUGUUCGCUGAUGUAAUUUCGACGAAACUCCGGAGAGCACCUUUUCUUUCCAUGUUCUACACUAUUUGAUCCUACUACUACAUUGGAAGACAAAAUCAGAGAGAUUUUUAACUUAUUUCACAAUGAAAGUUUUCCUCUGGUGAUCAAAUAUCGUGGAAUAUGGACACUGUGGCAUUUAUGGAAAAAUCGAAAUGAUUUACUUUUCAAUUCUAAAGAUUGGUCUCCACAAAGAACUCACUCUAGGAUUGAGGAAGACAUAGCAGACUGGCUCACAUUUAAUCCGGUGGUUCAGACAACCACACACUCUACUGGUGCACCAAGUUCUUCCUUGCGAAUGAAGAAUUGGCAACCACCACUAGUCGGGUCGGAUGGGUCAAGUGUAACUACGAUGUAUCUCACCAUAGAGGCUCCCAACCCUCAGGUUUGGGUUGGAUUUUUGAAAACCAUUUAGGCAAUAUACAAAAAUGUGGUAUAGGUAAAUUUGAGGGACGUCACGCAGGCUAUGCAAGCUACAUUUUCCUUGGGUUACAAGAAAGUUAUUUUUGAAGGCGACAAUAUCCAUGUGAAUAAAUGCAUCCAGGGUCAAGCGUUCAACUUAGGCCUUACUCAAUUUAUUCAUACCAUCGCAGCUUGGAAUAAUCAUUUUGAAGCAACUCAAUUUGUUUAUAGGAAUUGAGCCUCAAACUCAUGUGCUGAUCUAUUAGCUAGGAAAUCAAUUAAUUUUGAAAAUCUAUGGAGUGUGUUCCAUAAUUGACCGGGAUUUUUAAUCUCCAAUGUAAUAACAGAUCAAUCAAUAUAAAUCAUCUUAGUCGAAAAAAAAUCUUAAUUUUGUUUUAAAAUAAUUUAAAUGGGCUACAAACCCGAAUCAUAUCAGAAAUAAUCUGAACGGAAACUAGACUGAAAUUUAAAAAUAUCUGAACGAGUUUGAUAUUGGUAAUCUCAAAAAUCCGAAAUCCAAAUAUCGUAGAAUCGAAUCUGAAUGGAUACCCGGUCGGGUUGGUAAACCUGAAAAUGGUUGAUUAAAAAAAACUUGAAAAUGGUUUACUUUUGGAUCCAAUGCCUAACAAAACAUAACCGCUAACCAGUCUUUCCUCCUCGUCUCUCAUGCGUCACUUAGGAGAACAACAAUGGCGUUUCUUCACACUGAUCCCGAAACGAUCUCCAAUACGCAUCCUUGGCUACUUCUCCUCCCACUCCAAACCCGAUCCAGUCUCCAAAGAACAACAACAGCUCCUCGUCGACGCCAUCUCUGAAUCGCUACAAAACCGCGAUAACUGGGACACUCUCUCCACCAAAUUCUCCUCCGCCAAUCUCUCCGACUCCCUCGUCGAUCAAAUCCUCCUCCGCUUCAAACAACCCGAAACCGCCAAACGCGCCCUAACCUUCUUCCACUGGUCCUCCCACGCUCGAAACCUCCGCCACGGAGUCUCCUCUUACGCCGUCGCCAUUCACAUCCUCGUCAAAGCUCGAUUACUCAUCGACGCUCGAGCUCUAAUCGAAUCUUCUCUCUUAAACUCAUCUCCCGAUUCCGAUCUGCUCGAUUCCUUGCUAGACACUUACGAGGUCUCUUGCUCUACUCCUCUCGCAUUCGAUCUGCUCGUUCAGGGCUACGCUAAGCUUAGAUUGCUGGAAUCUGGAUUCGACGUUUUCAAGAACCUAACCGAUCGUGGAUUCUCGCUAAGUGUAAUCACUCUCAACACUUUGAUCCAUGUUGCUGCGAAAUCGAAUCGGAGCGAUCUCGUUUGGAGAAUCUACGAGGUGGCGAUCGAUAAGAGACUUUACCCGAACGAGACGACGGUUCAGAUCAUGAUCAGUGCGUUGUGCAAAGAAGGGAAGUUAAAAGAGAUUGUAGGUUUGUUGGAUAAGAUUCAUGGUAAGAGAUGUUCUCCUCCAGUGAUUGUUAACACGAGCUUGGCUCUCAAGGUUUUAGAAGAGAAUCGUAUCGAUGAAGGUAUGAGUUUGUUGAAGAGAUUGCUGCAGAAGAAUAUGGUUUUAGAUACGAUUGGUUACUCUCUCGUUGUGUACGCCAGAACGAAGCAAGGCGAUUUGGUGUCCGCACGGCAAAUGUUCGAUGAAAUGCUUCAAAGAGGUUUCGACUCCAAUGCUUUCGUUUACACGGCUUUCAUCAAAGUGUAUUCCGAGAUGGGUGAUAUUGACGAAGCAGAGAAGUUGAUCGCUGAGAUGGAGAGCUCUGGAAUCGAUCCGUAUGAAGAAACUUUUAACUCUCUCAUCGUUGGUUGUGCAAAAUUCGGAAGAGAAGGAGAAAGCUUGAAGUAUUGCGAGAUGAUGGUCGCGAGAGGACUUCUUCCUAGUUGUUGGGCGUUCAAUGAGAUGGUUGAGAGGCUAAGCAAGAUUGAGAGCGUGAAACUUGCAAACGAAAUCCUGACAAAGUCGAUUGAGAAAGGGUUUGUGCCUGAUGAACAUACAUACUCUCAUCUGAUUCAAGGGUUUGUUAAAGGAAACGAUAUCGAACAAGCUCUCAAAAUGUUCUACGAGAUGGAGUACCGAAACAUCUCACCGGGUUUCGAGGUGUUUAGGUCACUGAUAGUGGGGCUUUGCUCUUGUGGAAAAGUGGAAGCCGGCGAGAAGCACUUCAGAAUUAUGAAGAGGAGGCUGAUACAGCCUGAUGCAGAGAUAUAUGAGGCGUUGAUUAAGGCAUUCCAAAAAACAGACAAUACACUUGAUCGUGAAUGAAUCCUUCCUUUCACUGUCUAUAGAAUAAGACGCUAACAAUAUGGCCACUUAAAAUUAACGGGGAUUUGUGACGCCGUAAAAUCCGGCGUCAGAAAAAAUGGAGGAUGCGGUGGUUUUUUAUAAAACGCAGUGACACCAACUAAAUGAGGAUGCCGUAAAAAAAACUGUUUCCUUUGUAUUUUCUUUAACGCGGACGCUGCCGCUGCGUCUAAGAAAAGAACAGGGCUAAUAAAACGAAUGCGGAUAGGGUUUAUGAUGAAAUGAUAUCAAUAAGAUGAUUCAAACUCGGUGGCUAAGCUUGUUUGUAGCUUCAUUUGGAAUUAUCAUUGAUUUUUUGCAAGUUUAAUCAUGCGUUUAAUCAUGCGCCGGUUAUCCAA
Molecule: messenger RNA, 3804 nt
Organism: Brassica napus (rape)
Lineage: Eukaryota; Viridiplantae; Streptophyta; Magnoliopsida; Brassicales; Brassicaceae
Product: pentatricopeptide repeat-containing protein At1g66345, mitochondrial-like
Exons: 2
Coding region: 1838-3427 (529 amino acids)
Molecular function (GO): protein binding
Source: RefSeq, a predicted model, not a curated record